Molecule: messenger RNA, 981 nt
Organism: Sinocyclocheilus anshuiensis
Lineage: Eukaryota; Metazoa; Chordata; Actinopteri; Cypriniformes; Cyprinidae
Product: SPRY domain-containing SOCS box protein 2
Exons: 3
Coding region: 72-902 (276 amino acids)
Biological process (GO): proteasome-mediated ubiquitin-dependent protein catabolic process
Cellular component (GO): SCF ubiquitin ligase complex
Molecular function (GO): protein binding
Source: RefSeq, a predicted model, not a curated record
CUCACGAGGAAACGCUUCGAUUCGGCUUUUUAUGCUUUAAUGAAGUUGAUGUUAUUCUGCGAUCUGAUUGGAUGGGUCUCACACUGUGCUGCUUGCUGAAGAACGGCGGUCCUAUAAAACACCAUAAAUCCCGAUCAGCAUUCUGUCCGUUUUCUGUAGCCCCGCCCAUCCGCCUGGCGGUGCUUUUAGACACGCCCCCCGUCGCCCCUGGAAACCCGCGGUCGCAGUGGAGCCCCACCUACCUGUCGCCCAAUCUGAAGGUGUGUCCGUCGGGUGGGCGUGUCUCUCGCGCCCGUGUGGAGCAGAGCAGUGAUGCGGUCCGUGGCGUGGUCGGCACGGCGACGGGGCUCCAUAUAUGGGAGGUGCUGUGGGAGGAGCAACAGAGAGGAAGCCACGCCCUACUGGGUGUGUCCACACACAAAUGCACCCUUCAGGCCUCGGGCUACACGGCGGUAAUAGGAGGAGACUCGUGUUCCUGGGGCUGGGAUCUCUCGACCAAUCAGCUUUGGCAUGAUGGGAGGGCGGGGAGGCGGUACCCUGGGGGCGGAGCCAGGGGCAUCUUAAGUGUUCCAGAUCGUGUGUUAGUGGUGGUGGACGCAGACGCAGGGACGCUGGGAUACGUGGUGGACGACUGCUAUCUGGGCGUCGCCUUCCAGGACCUCCCCAAAGGGGCGGAGCUUUUCCCUGCGGUGAGCUGCGUUUGGGGAGGAGCUCAAAUCUGCAUACGCUACCUGUGUGGCAUGACACGAGACCCACCUGCUCUGGAGGCUCUGAGCCGGUUAUCUGUGCGGAGGGCCCUCGGAGGGGCCGGGCCCCGGAGCCGGACGCUGUCCUUCCCGUCUGCUCUACAGCGCCUCCUGCUGGACUCACACAGCACAAACACUGCAGAGGAAGAGCAGUGACACUGCACAUCACAACACAGCUUUACUGUCUUUACUUAAAGCUUUUUUUCAUUUGGGUGUUUUUCUAAUUUAUGUUAAA